This is a messenger RNA of Cladocopium goreaui, 3273 nucleotides long. NCBI's taxonomy places the organism in Eukaryota, Dinophyceae, Suessiales, Symbiodiniaceae. The record is from the annotation of a GenBank genome assembly.
AUCUCCAGCAAAGCAUAUCUGGAGAGCCAUGGAAGAGUCAGGCUGAGAGGGUUCUGGAAAGAAUCCCAGAUGGUCAAAAAGACUAGAAGUAGCAGGAACGACGGGUGGUAUGAUCAGCUGCAGGCUGCCAUCUUGGAGCUUAUCACUUGUCGUGAUGUCGGGGAUUCCGUUGAUGAUGGUGAAGUGGGCCAUGAGCGACGCCCGCUUAGCAGCUGGUGGGAGUGUGCAGAGGGCGACUGUGGAUUGGAACUGGAAGAACGGAGGCGUUCCAGACAUGUCAUAAAGCACCGACCUGCAGAUACCUCAGAGGUUUCCACCUUAGAAUGGAGCAGAUUGGAUGCCUUUGAGGCACCAUUGCCACCGACUCCUGUGCCUAAGCCCAGAGUUUGUAAGGAGAAUGAGCCGCCGCUAUUCCCCAGGCCGACUCUGACUGGGUCCUCACAAGAUGAAAAACCCGAGGCUUCUCCGGUGCCUCCUUUCGGACGAGAUUCAGGAGAGACUUCCGUCAAAAUACCCGGUGCUUUGGGCGAUAUCAAGAGGAUGGGACCAGUGAUGUUGUGUCCAGCUGUCCCGCAAAAGCUGGGAGACCACCCAGCACCUUCCUUCCAGGUUGGAAUGAGUUUUCUCGAGCCCUUCCGUGGUCUGAGCACUGCAAGCAGCUUGCCACAUAAGCAACAGAAACCAGGUUCCUCUGAGUCCAGAGACAGAGGUGCCCUCGGGAGUCGGUCGGUGAAGAUAAGCUGCCAACAACGAGCGGUUGCGGCAGUUCCGUGCAACCAUUGGUCUCUCUACAUUGCCACCGUGGCUCGACGGCUCUCACAAAACUUUGGGAAGCUGAUGGGUUGCGAUGCCACUUGCCCUGCCAGGGAGAAUGGGCGUGGCCUGGGAGGGAAGCUGGGCCAAAAGCUCCGCAGCGCCUUGCAGCUGGAACCCGAGGCACCAAGUGCAGAGUUGCAGAAGGUAGCCCUGGCUGAGUUGCAGCGCCUUUUAGGGGAGCAGUCAGGCGCCUUUGUGUACCGCCUCUGUCGCGGGGAGGAUCAGGAGGAGGUGAAGCCUGGUGAAAUGAAGAGGAAGCAAUAUCUGAGCUUCAAAUCAUUGUCGCCACCAGCGGAAAGUAUUUCGGACUUGGAGCCCUGGCUUACAAGCCUGGCUACAGAACUGGUUGGACGUCUUCGGGAGGAUCCGACACGCCAACCGCGCAGUCUGGUCUUAUACCACCGCGGCCGUCUCGACUCGGAUCACGGACGCAACUGGAUGGCAGGUCGUACUUCUGAGUUGACAAAGACCAUUAGCCGCUCAAUGGCUUUCCCAGAUUUGCAGAGCAAAGGCGAGAUUGGCCCAGCGGCUGCAAACAUUGUAGCAGCUAAAAAGAUGCUUCUGGAGCGUGUAAGCUCGCCCUUUCCAUGCUCCAGACUCGCAUUGGGAGCCUCUGAUUUUCGGAAGGUUGAGAAGGGGUCUUGCAUUACGUCAUUCUUCUCUCAAAGAGCAAAGCCCGAUGCCGGACAACAUCAAGAACAUCCCACUCAGGAUGAUGUGCUCUUAACACAAGUCGACAUGGAAAGUGAAGGGGCGUCUGAUGUCGAAGGUGAAUCCUUCGAAAAACCGAACUCCAAGGAACUGCCGGCUGCGAAGGUGGCAGAGUUCCACAGGGCCAGUCGACUGCACUUUCUUGGCACCUGGCGUGAACGUUUCGAGUGCUGGCGUGGUGGAGCAGGUCAGAUGCCGCCAGAACACACGGAACAGCUGCGGAAGGAGUUGGCUCCAUUGUGGACGGAGGAUGCUCCUGCACUGUGGGCUCAUCUGGACAUGGACUGUUUCUUUGUAUCCGUGGCUACUCGAGAUGCUGCUAAAGCUGGAGAUAGCUCCAUCUCAGAUGAGGUGCCUGCGGCCGUGGUCUCUGGCCUCGGCCCCAGCUCCGAGAUCUGCUCUGCGAAUUAUGCUGCAAGACGAGCUGGCGUGAACACUCAUCUUUGGUUUGUGGAACGUGCCAUGACCAUGUUGCCUACGCUGCGCCUUUUCCCCAUCACCAGCGAGCUGCUUCGCUCAGUGGAAGACACUUGGAAACAGGUGUACCAGCUUCUUGUAACUGCCUGCAACGACGUCCCGGACAAUGUGCUGAUGCGUUCCUGCGACGAGUCAGCGAUCAGAGUGACUGGCUUUACUGAGCCAGUUGCUUGGGCAGAAGUCUUGCGGAAGGCCGUGUUCGAGCAGACAGGAUGCACGUGCAGUGUUGGUCUUGGACCCACCCAGUUGGUGGCUAAGCUGGCGACGAAGGCCUGCAAACCAAACGGUGUUCGGAGAGUCUUGGACCACGAGGUGAAACCCUUCAUUGGAGACCUGCCUCUGAAGGAUAUGCCGCAGGUGGGCCGCGCAAUGGCUGCGAAGUUACAGGAAAAAGGCCUGGAGAUCUGCUGCGACGUGCAGGCCCUGGAGAAGAACCGCCUCCGCGAAUGGUUUGGUGUCAAGGGCGAAACCUUGUGGCUCAACGCACAAGGGCUCGAUCAGGAGUCAAGUUUGGUGCCGGCGCAGCGGAAGUCCGUGAGUGCUGAAAUGAAUUGGGGCAUCCGCUGUCAAGACAAGGCGGCUGCAGUGAAGAUCCUUUUCGAGGUGGCCAAACAGCUCAAGGAUCGACUGGCAGUUUGUAAGCUGCGUGCCAAUCACCUGACUUUAAAGCUGAAGAUUGCGAUCCCUGGCUGGGUCGAGCCGAUCAAAAAAGGUGGCCAUGGCCAGUGCGAUGACAUCAGCCGGUCUGCCGCCUUGCCGAGUAGCGAAGCUGGUGAAGCUGGUGACUUGGAAUUGUUGCAGAGGUGUGCGCUCCAGCUCUAUGACAUGAUUUCACCAGAUCCUGUGCGGCUGAGAGGCCUAGGCUUGGCAGCGCGACUUGGAAGUUCAGGUGCUGAUGGAACCAAUUCUCGAAGUCCUAAGAAGGCUUCAGCCGGCACUGCGGGGAGCGGCAGCAUUGCGAGGUGGCUUCGCAAAGCACCAGAGCUGGGGAAGCAAGAGCCAAGUAAGGAGUCCACAAGUCUUCAAGAGGUAGCGGAGCCAGCAGAGCCAGCGGACGUCGUAGACUUGGACGCGGAAAGUCAGGAGAUUGGCGGCCAAGUGCCUUGUCCUGUUUGUGGACGGCAGAUUUUUUCAGCCAAUGCCGAUGCGCAUGUGAAUAGCCACUUCGACCAAAGUCAAGCUGUUCAACCCGUUCCCAGAAAAAGACUGCGCUUCUCCGAGCAAGGUGCAAGACCUGCCGAUUCGGAUGAGUGCGUGAUUAUCCUUUGA